AUGCCCAAAAGUCUCGAGAAAACUGUCACUCGUCAAACACAAGGAGGAUCCUCCUCAGGUUCAUCCACACCAACAUCACCCUCUUCGGGUGUCUCGAGAACCAACCACCAUGAAAAGCACUAUCCCUUUGCAUGUGUCUCUUGUCGUAAGCACCAUAAAAAGUGCGACAAACUUCUUCCCAUUUGUUCCCGAUGUAAAUUAAAAGGAUGGAAAUGUCAAUAUGAAAUGAUUGAACGAAAAAAGGAUCAUCCUGCUACGAAAAAGAAGAAGGAAAUCAAUAACGUUCCUAAUAACAAUCAUCCUAUCAAUAACAACAAUACGAACAACCUGCAUGAAAUGACGAAUCAUCAUCUCAAGAAUGGAAUGCCUUCGACUAAUCUUCCAUUGAAUUCAAAUUUGAUUAACAUUUCUGAACAAACAAUGUUGCAUUCAUUCUCGGAGGAUCCAAUGAUAACUCCGAGGUCAAAUUCGGAACCAGUUCAUUCAUUGACCUUUCAAGAGGAAAAUUCUCUCCAUGAUUCCAAUUCUCUCAUCUUCUCUCAUGCUACCAAUCGAAAAACUCUCGAAGUCUAUAUCAAUGUCAUUUGGAUGGGAAUUUUUCCAAUCAAAGAUCCAUGGAUUGUGUUUGAAAAAUUAUUACAAAUGAAACCUCAUGAGCUCGCCAUUCGAAAAGACAUUCUCGUGUACUUGUUAUCGAUUCAAUGUGUGUGUGAACAAGCAUUUGCAUUUCCAGAAUUGGCUGAGAGAAGUGUGAAAAAAUUGAAAAGUGUCAUGAUGCACAUUUAUGAUGAUUUUCAAAAUCCAUUUGUGAAUUUAGCCAAUGAGAACUUGGCACUCUAUCAUGCCUGUGAAGGUAAUCGUGCAGCAUCGAGAGGAUAUUUGGCAUUGGCUGAAAAUUUUGCAUGUUCUCAUUCCUCGAAACAUGUUUCGAAACAAUUGGCUGUGACAACUCCAACCACGACACCAGGAGUCUUUUUAUCAACCUCAACGACAUUGGUGGAUUUUCCAAAACAUGGCAUUCAAAUUUACAUGUCUCCACUCAAAAUGAGAUUGAUUUCAAUUGAGUUAAUGUGUUGUGACUCCUUUCCAAUUCCAGACAUUCCUACCAUGGCAAAAUUAUAUCCUUUAAUUACUGAAAUGAGUGUUUUUGAGAAUGAAGGAAUUCAAUUUUUACAACAUUUAAACAAUCGAAUUGAUGAGAGAUUUAAAGGACUGCACUUGUUGGGAAUGUUAGUGUCGACCAAUGUGAAACCCAUCUUGACUGAUUUUUGCUCCAAAUUAUUUGAUUUACAACGAGCUGUAUUUGCCACUGCUGUUCAAAUGCUAUGUCAAAUGAUUGAUGUGGGAUUGAAUGAAACAUCGAUCAUUUCUGAAAAAUUGGAAGCUUAUCAAUCCAUUGAAUAUUAUGCAGUGAAAAUGAGCAAAAUAUUAGAAAAUCCUCAAUCGAUUUUUUUAAAUCCUUACAUGUCAUCGUUUAUUAUCAUUGCUGCAAAGGUGAAUUUGGAAAUUUGUAAAAUGAUUGAACGAGGAGAGAGACAAAAUUUACAACCCAUUCCUCAACCCACUCUCAGAAAUUUGGAACAUUUUUCUCAAGAUGCAAGCAUGACGAAUGAAAUGGAAAUUCCAUCUGGAGUCUUGAUUGAUUAUUAUGCUCUCUUGACACAAGAUUUUAACAAAUUGAAAGAUUUAUCCAAACGUUGUCGAUAUUUGAAUCCUUAUUUGGUGGAAUUUGAACAAUUUUUAAACAAUCAUCGUUCUAUUACGACUUGUCCACAACAUGUACAUUCGACAAUGUCACAACAACAACAACAACAACAACACUCGACAAUGUCACAACAUCAACAUUCCAAGAUUGACCCGCCUCAAGGAUAUCAAGAAUCACAAUUUUUAAAAAUUCAAAGAAUGGAGCGAUUUUUUACAGAAAUGAAGAGCUUUUUAUUGAGAAUUAAUGAACGACUCGAUGAUACCAUGAAGGAACAUCAUUUUGGUCAUGCAGGAGGGACAUUGGUGAAUGCACAACUGGUCACUGGACAAGAACAGCAAGAACAACAAGAGCAACAACAAACAUCUUCACACAAUGAGGAAAUUGAUUUAGUACAAGCACAUCGAGCAUUUGAGGAUUUUUGUUAUUAUUUUGGAUUGAAGUAA
Messenger RNA from Naegleria lovaniensis, 2148 nucleotides. RefSeq lists its product as uncharacterized. Gene Ontology annotation, molecular function: DNA-binding transcription factor activity, RNA polymerase II-specific; zinc ion binding. Gene Ontology annotation, biological process: regulation of DNA-templated transcription. NCBI's taxonomy places the organism in Eukaryota, Heterolobosea, Eutetramitea, Acrasida, Naegleriidae. The coding region runs from base 1 to 2148 and encodes 715 amino acids. The transcript has 2 exons. The record is from RefSeq and is a predicted model, not a curated record.